Aaosphaeria arxii CBS 175.79 is the source of this 943-nucleotide messenger RNA. RefSeq lists its product as uncharacterized. Lineage: Eukaryota; Fungi; Ascomycota; Dothideomycetes; Pleosporales. The coding region runs from base 163 to 801 and encodes 212 amino acids. The transcript has a single exon. The record is from RefSeq and is a predicted model, not a curated record.
CCCAAAAAGAUAAAAUCAGUCGUUCAACUGUAAGCAAUUGAUAUUUCAGCUCAAUCAACACCUCUGCUUGUGUCUUUGCUUGAUACGAUCCGAAAAUCAACCCGUAGUCAAUUCAUUACACAAAGUAUUCGAUUUCCAUAAUCUGCAAUUGUCAACAACAUCAUGGCCAUCACCGAAAUAGCGCUCCUCCACCUCCUCCCAAAUGCCUCCCUCGAAGAUCCAGCCCUGCGAUCAAAGCUCGCAAACGCAAAGGCCGUCAUGGAGAAAUUUACUGGCCGGGAAUUCCACUUCCUCCGACAAACCGAGGACCCCACCUUCUUGUACAUAAUCGGCGAGUGGGAUUCGCUCGACCAGCACAUGAAUCAAUUCAUACCCUCAGCAGAGAACCAGGCUCUUUUGGAAGAUAUUACGCCGCAUUUUACCGUUGACUGGCUCGUUCACAUCGAUGCCCCUCAUGCCGAGCUACCUAUUCCAAAGGCGACAAACGACCAUCCUAAUGGAUCGCAUAUUGUCAGCAUCAGCCGGCUCUUCAUCCAAGACGGACAAGCAGAUAAUUUCAGAGCCGCUUGGGCAGAGGGAAAGCAUGUCCUAGAGGACUUUGUCACAGAAGGGAAAGUCGGAUUUGGUUUCAGAAUUGAUGUCAAGGAAGGAGAAAGACAAGAAUUUUUCCUCUGGUCGCCCUGGAAGGAUGAGGCGCAGCAUCAUGCUUUUGUGAAGGUGGAUGGGUUCGAGGAGUUCGUUAAAGCUACACAAUAUGUGACUGAUCCUAUCUUCAAACACGCGACGGUAUUUACAGUUUGAUAGAUUCAUAGAUGCAGACCUUGAAAUAGUCAUUCGAAGGAGUAUCAAUUAUUAUUGAAUAGGGCCUUAUGAUCAUUCAGAUACUCGUCUUCCCAUUGACGUCAUUCCGCUAUGAGAGUAGCUUACCCAAAGAGGCAGCUCC